AUGUUUUUUGGAUUUCAAACAAAAAUUAUAAUUGUCGAGCUGCACAUUCACUUAUCUAAUUUGAGCAUUGCUCUGAAUGUAAUACUAAGAGAAGGAAACCAAAUAAAAUAUUUUAAGGAAGCUAACUGUCAAGCACUUGCUAAUAUUGCUGGUGGAACUGUUACAUAUUUGCGAACAACCACAACAGAUGAAUACUUAACUGGUACGACUGCAUUGCUUACAUGUGAAUUAGGACGAACCUUAGUCGGCAACUCCGUAAGCACCUGCAAAUCCAAUGGUGCUUGGACUCCAGCUAUUGGAAGCUGUCAGUCGGGGACAGGAAAUUCGGCUUGUACAGAAAUAACAGUGAGCAAUGGCAAAGUUAUUUAUGUCCAAGCAUCAUCUUCGUCCUUGUAUCAGCAAGGAACUACAGCAUUUCUGGUGUGCGAUUUUGGUUUCUUAAUCACUGGAAAUUAUUUUGCAACCUGUAGUAACGGUCAGUGGUCUCCUUCUCCCGGUUUUUGUAAAUCUCUACUGAACAAUAAUACUGGGGGGCCAACUACAUGUUCGCCAUUUUCAUCAGUUGCUAAUGCUCAGAUCUACUAUGUUCAACGUUCAUUGUCUACUCAAUACGCGGUUGAUACAAUAGCGAUUCUAGUAUGUAACACUGGGUUCUAUCCUUCUGGCAGCCUUAUUUCAAAAUGUACAAGUUCAGGCACCUGGGAAACACUGGGUACUUGUGUUUCUCUCGGCAGCUAUCCUAAUUCCGGCAGUACUAAUACCAGUAACAAUAGCGGUAGUGUUACUGGAGGUGAUUCAUGUCCUGAACUUGCUGCCGUCGCUAAUGGCCGAAUAAGUUACGAUCUGUUUAAGCCGCGCGGGAUUGGAACUUUUGCCACACUACUCUGCAAUUUCGGUUAUUUGGGAUCUGGAACCGCAAUUCUAUACUGCGAAAGUGGUGGGAGGUGGUCUGGAACAAUUGGAAGUUGUAACAGCGUAUUUGGCUCAGCCGCAGCAACUACUGUAGCAACUGGAAACUCGCGUUCUCAGUGUCCGGCAUUGACGGUUACAAAUGGAGCUGUUACUUAUUACCCGCAAGGUUCACGAACAGAAGGAACAAUGGCAGUACUAGCAUGUAACAUUGGGUACCUUAUAAACAAUAAUGCUGUUUCACUUUGUCAGAAUACCGGUGCUUGGUAUCCAUCGAUUGGUAGUUGCCAGUCGCUUAACUCAGGAGCCUUCCAGCCGCCCAACUCAGGAGAUUCCCAGUUGCAGUGUUUUCCCUUAUAUGCGUUGAAUGGCAAUAUCAUCUAUGACGCUCUAAACCCAAGGAAGCCAGGUACUGCAGCCACUCUGGUUUGUUCCAUAGGUUUUAUUCUGCAAGGAAAGAUGUCGGUAACUUGUAAUUCAAACGGCUUAUGGAGCGGUAUGUCCAAAAUGAGUAUAAAUUUUGACACUGUUAUUUACGUGGCAGCUACAUCUCACAGUUGUGAUCUCUUUCGGAACUUCAGUUUCAUCUACAUACUACAACGAAUCGAUAUGUCUAGAAUUGGAAGAUGA
This is a messenger RNA of Enterobius vermicularis (human pinworm), 1539 nucleotides long. The record is from the annotation of a GenBank genome assembly. NCBI's taxonomy places the organism in Eukaryota, Metazoa, Nematoda, Chromadorea, Rhabditida, Oxyuridae.